CGCAGAUGUAUCGGUCAGCUAAAGCCGUUGAGGUUAAAGAAUCAUUAAAAUCAUCUUUAAUUAAAGCUACCAAAGUCGAAAAUAUGGUGCAAGUGAUUUACAAAUUAUAAAUGACGUGGUACUCUGGAAGUACGUGCUUACGUAGAAAAAUUUUACAAUAUUUUACAAAUACUCGCGCAAUGUCGAAACAGGGAUCAAAGAAAGCUGGAAAAAAUCAAAAAGCGGCGAUUAAGGAGGAACUUAAGGGACCGAUAAGCGUAGAUAAAGACGGAAACGUUACUAUAAAAAUACAAGCAAAACCCGGAGCGAAACAUAACAAUGUAACAGAUAUUUCUGACGAUGCGGUGGGCGUCGCAAUAUCCGCACCUCCGGUCGAAGGUGAAGCAAAUACGGAACUCGUGAAAUACUUAGCUUGUAUAUUGGGAAUGAGAAAGUCUGACGUUUCGUUAAACAGAGGUUCGAAAAGCCGACAAAAAGUUGUAGUAGUGUCUGGGACCACGGUGGAAAAAGUUUUAGAAAAAUUAAAGGAAGAAAUGGGAACUUGA
This is a messenger RNA of Habropoda laboriosa, 545 nucleotides long. RefSeq names its product UPF0235 protein C15orf40 homolog. The record is from RefSeq and is a predicted model, not a curated record. Gene Ontology annotation, cellular component: cytoplasm. Bases 111 to 545 code for a protein of 144 amino acids. The transcript is spliced from 4 exons. Lineage: Eukaryota; Metazoa; Arthropoda; Insecta; Hymenoptera; Apidae.